AUGAGUAAUGAAAUUUUAACAGAAUUAUCUAAUGAAAAUAAUACUCAAAUAGAAAAAGAAGAAAUAAAUAAUACAUCAGAACAAAAAUCCAUUAAUUCAACUGUAUCUGAUCUUGAUGACGUACAAUCAUUUUGUGCUGAAUUUCAUAUAAAAGUUGAAAAUGCAGCUGGUAUUCGUCCAUGGUUACAAUUUAGUGAUACAAAUUUUCCGGAAGAAGUUUUAAAACAAUUUGAAGAAAGUGAAUUUGAUAUGCCAACACCAAUUCAAUCAAUAGCUUGGCCUAUACUUAAUCAAAAUCGAGAUCUUGUUGGAAUUGCAAGUACAGGAAGUGGGAAAACACUUGCUUUUAUUCUUCCACUUGUAUUUCAUAUACGAAAACAACCACCAUUACAACCAGAUGAUGGUCCUAUAGCUAUUGUUUUAGCACCAACACGAGAAUUAGUUCAACAAAUUCAUAAUGUUGCACAACCAUAUUUUAAUAUGUUUGGAAUAAAAUCAUUAUGUAUUAUGGGUGGUGAUGAAAGAGAAAAACAAAUAAAUGAAAUUGGUGAUGGAAAAGAAGUUUAUAUAUGUACACCAGGAAGAUUAGAAGAUUUUUUAGAAUCAAAAAUAACAACACUUUAUCGUGUUACAUUUAUUGUACUUGAUGAAGCUGAUAAAAUGCUUGAUUUAGGUUUUGAAACACAAGUUAGAAAUAUUCUUGCUGAUUUUAAAACAUCAAAAUCUUCAAAUACUGAUGAACAGCAAACUCGACGUCGAGCACAAAUUUCUAUGUUUUCAGCUACAUGGCCAAAGUCAAUAAAAGCUUUAGCUGAAGAUUAUUUAACAAAUUAUGUUCAUGCAACAGUUGGUUGUUUAUCAGAAUCUCAUGCUGUAAAUUUACACAUACAACAAAUAGUUGAUUUUUGUCCAAAUGAACAACAAAAAAAACAAAAUCUUUUUAAAAUACUUGAUGAAGUUUGUGCUUAUGCACCUGAUAGAAAAACAAUUAUAUUUGUACGUACACGAGAUAAAGUUAAUCGAUUAAGUAAAGAAUUUGAACAGAAUGGUUAUAAAGCAUUACUUUUACAUGGAUCAAAAAGUCAACAAAUGCGAAAUGAAGUAUUAAAAGAAUUUCGCGAAACAUCAAAUGCCCUACUACUCGCAACUGAUGUUGCGUCAAGAGGUUUAGAUGUUGAUGAUGUACGAUUUGUAAUUAAUUAUGAUUUUCCAACAUCUGAUGCUGUUUAUAUACAUAGAAUUGGCCGUACAGGUCGAAGUUCUCAAUGUGGUACAGCAUUUACAUUCUUUUCAAAUGAAGAUGCUAAACAUGCACCAGCACUUAUACAUAUUUUGGAUGAAGCUGGAGCUGUUGUUCAUCCAAUCAUUUUACAAAUUGGACGAAAAAAUGGUUUUAAUAAAUGGGUAGCAAAUGUAGGAAUUCCUCAAUAUCCAGUCUAUAAUCCCGAUGAAAAUUGGUCUGAUGGUAAUAAUAAUGGUCAAGAUUGGUCGAAUGAUGAUUAUUAUAAUAAUGAAGAUUUACCACCGAACUUAAUGGGUAUUGAUUUAAGUUCAUUUGAUCCUAGUCAAUUACGAUCAGUACCGGUGUCACUUUUAAAUUCUAAUGGACAACUUAAUGAACUUGAUGUAAAUACUCGUAUAAAAAAUUUUCAAGAUUAUAAACAACGUUGUCAAUUAUUAGAACGUUUAUCAUGGGAAUAUAAUGAUGGAAAUUAUUCAAAUAAUCAAAAUGAUUAUGAUAAUAACUAUCAUAAUAAUAAUCAUAGAUUUAAUGGGGGUUGGUCAAAUCCUGGAAAUGAAAAUCAAAAUGGAAGAAAUUGGAAUUCAAAUAAUAAUGAAUGGCAAAAUAAAAAUUUCGAUUCAAAUCAAAAACGUUCAUGGGACAAUAAUUCAUCCUCUUCAAAUAUGAAUAAAAAUAAUCAAUGGAAUAGAAAUACUACUACUAAUAAUAAUAAUAAUAAUAAUAACAAUCAGGGACAAACAAAUUAUGAUCAAUGGAAAUCUUCUAAUCAAUCACAACCUCAACAACAACAACAACAACAGCAGCAACAACAACAACAACAACAAUCACAAGAUCAACAAUUAUCUGAUCUUGAAACUAAUCCAGCUAUUAUAUAUGCUAAAGCAAGUAGUGAAUAUCAUGUACAAUAUAAUCAAUAUACAACGGCAUUACAACAAGCUAUGCUUGCUCAACAAUCUGGUACACCAAUAACACCACAACAACAACAGUAUUUAAUUACUUUUCAACAACAAUUACAAGCUAAACAGCAACAAUUACAAGUUAUGCAACAAGCAGCUAAUCUACAACAAGCAUCAAUUUUACAAGCAGCUGCACUUAGUGCUGCAACACAAAAUGUUUGGAAUCCACAAACAAAUACAUCACAAACUAAUACAAUGAAUGAUUUAUCAAAAUCAACUACUGAUGCUCAACAAAAUUGGAUGCAACAAUGGAUUAAUGCUGGUUAUGAUGCAUCACAAAUUGCUGCUUAUCAACAAUGGUAUGCACAAAUGCAAACAGCAGCAUCAUUAGCUGCUUCUGCAGCUUUGUCUCAGUCACAAAAUCCAUCUACUACAUACAGUGGAAUACCGUUUUCAUCGAAUAAUAGUAAUCAACAAUCAACAACGACUAUAUCAGCACCUCCAACUGUUUCAUCAUCAACAGCAAGCGCUGCUCAACGUGCUUAUGCUGCAUAUAGCAAUCGAGCAUCAUCAUCUUGA
Molecule: messenger RNA, 2718 nt
Organism: Rotaria sp. Silwood1
Lineage: Eukaryota; Metazoa; Rotifera; Eurotatoria; Philodinida; Philodinidae
Source: the annotation of a GenBank genome assembly